Molecule: messenger RNA, 11240 nt
Organism: Spirodela intermedia
Lineage: Eukaryota; Viridiplantae; Streptophyta; Magnoliopsida; Alismatales; Araceae
Source: the annotation of a GenBank genome assembly
AUGGCGUCCAAGUUGGGAUUGGCUGGAGGAAUUCCGGAGCGACGAGUGCGGCCGAUAUGGGAUGCAGUCGACUCACGCCAGUACAAGGCUGCUCUAAAGCUUUGCACCGCACUUCUCCCGAAAUAUCCCAACAGUCCCUACGCUCUUGUAAGCGCUUCUGUUUUCUUCCUUUAUUUACUACCAGAACUAUGGCCGUUGGUGCGGGGCUAUUGAUCGAUCUGCUCUUGUUAUAUUGGCCUUUUACGUGAUCGGAUUUGUGUUUGAUUAGAAUAGACAAACGAUUUUUAAAAACUGCCUAAUGCCACGAGCAGCGUUGAUGGGGGGACAUUUGUUUGUACGUUCUGUCGCUGUUCAUCUUAGCCACAAAUGUAGAUAGUCCGAGGAGCAGAGAAGAGUAUCAAGAGUUGCCGUACUUAUUUGGUAUUUUCUUUUUCCCUGGCAUUAUAUCAUUGGUGCGUUUGCUGGUGAGCAUUCUCAUGUAUUUUUCUGUAAUAAUUAUUUUUUCGAACGUUAGUCAUAAAUGAAGAUGCAAAAUAUACCUGUACAAUUUACAGCUGCUAUUAAAGUCGUCGAAAUAUUUUUCUGGUAUUUUGUGGCUGAAUUUUUUCCAUAUCAAUUUAAAGGUUCUUUCCAUGUGUAAUGAUUUGCAUCUUUGAAUCAGUCACCAAUUUUUUUUUGUACAAGCGUCCUGCAUUUUCAAUAUAUCAAUGAAUUUAUAUUGUCAUCAAGUUAUACCCAGUCUUUAAUUUGUGUGUUCAUGUCGCCACUGCUUAGUUACAAUUACGUAUUUAUAAUAGGCACUUAAGGCUCUUGUUUUGGAGCGGAUGGGGAAGCCUGAUGAAGCGCUAAAUGUUUGCUUAAAUGCGAGAGAACAAUUAUUUUCUAGUGGCAUAGUCUACAUGGACGAUCUCACUCUCAGCACCUUACAAAUGGUCCUUCAACGACUCAAUCGCUGUCGGUACCCUUUUCAAUGUUCAAUUAAUGUCACACUAUUGAUUUAGUCAUUUUUCCUUUCAGUUGUUCUAUUUUCAUAAAAGUUCACGUUCUGGCAGUGGACUUGGCAACUUCUUGCUAUGAACAUGCAUGUGGGAAAUACACAAAUAAUUUGGAACUCAUGAUGGGGCUCUUCAAUUGUUAUGUUCGUGAAUACUCCUAUGUGAAGCAACAACAGGUUUGCGAAUAUCUGAGAAAUUAUAAGAAUUUCCCUUUUUCUCCAAUAUUUUUUUUUUUACAUGAGACUGCGGGUUGUGGUUACUCCUACAUUUCAUUUGUUUGUUGUGGUUGUGGCAGAUAGCCAUUAAAAUGUACAAAACUGUGGGUGAAGAAAGGUUUUUGCUUUGGGCUGUUUGCAGCAUUCAGUUGCAGGUUCUGCAGACAUACCAUUUUCUCGUCAUUCAUUCUUAUAUAUUUAGAUAUCUCUUUUCCCGAUGAUUUUCUUUCAGAAGCAGUUUAUUGUGAACUGGUAGUUAAUAUUUCGCUCUCUACUUCUGUUAGGUGUCUUGCAGUGAUGCAGGUGACAAACUGCUUCCCCUUGCAGAAGCUUUACUCAAGAAGCAUGCUGCCACCUACGGUUUGCAUGAACCAGAAGGUAUAUUUUCUUCCAAUUUUUUACCCUUGCGACCUCAUUGUAUUUUAAUGUGAAAGAAAAUUGCAUGUGAUUUUUAAUGUUCAGUAAAUUUAUUAAAAACAUGGUGCAGCACUUCUCGUGUACAUUUCUAUUUUGGAGCAACAAGCUAAAUAUGGGGCUGCUUUAGAGGUUCUUUCUGGAAGUUUAGGGUCUCUUCUACCCAUUGAAGUUGAUAAAUAUCGGAUACAGGUAGAACUUCUUUUUUUUAUUUUCUGUUCACUUUUAAGGCAUGUGUUUUGGUUAGAAUAUUUUGAGCCGGAUAUGUUUAAAGUUGGUCUACAUUUAUUUUAGCUACCUAGUGCACAAUUAUGAGCGAAGAUAGUCUUUUCUGAUAAAGCAACCAAUUAAGUUUGUACAUGUUGCACACUUGUUUCUUGAAGCAUACUUAACAUUUCUAUUUUUUGAGAAAUCCCCGAGUUAAUUUUGUUAUUUUUGGCUCUAAUUGUUGCUGAUUUUUUCGCUUAUCUCGUCUGUUGACUCCAAGUUGACAGGGGAGACUUCUUGCACGUGCUGGUGACUAUGUUGCUGCUGUGGAUAUCUUCCGUAAGGUCUUAGAACUAUGGUAAUGCUUUAGGUGUUUUUUGUCCCUUUUGCAUCUAAUGACAUAUCCGUCUGUGCGUAGAUGCCAUGCACUUCUGGAUUUUAACGGGAAAUAUGAAAGUGGAAUUAUCCGCUUUAUUAUUUGUUUUUGAGAUUGAUGAUGCUGAUUUGUUGUUAUUCACCAAAUUCCACUAAGCACGUGAUGGAACUCUUAUCUGUCUUCCUUGUCACCUUUUCACCUGGUUAUCAUUUUAUUGUCUUUGGCAUAAUAGAUAUAUGGUUGUAAUGUGGCGGGGUGGAACUCCGUCACUGCUGAUCACCAGUCUUUGGUUUCAUCUAUUGAACCUUGAACACAACAUUGUGGUGUUUCCUGUUCUUUUUAUGUUUGAUUAAGUAAAUUUGAUGUUGCACACCCUAUGGAGCAUUAAGCUGCAAAUCUGUUCCAUUUUUUGGUGCUGUCCUUGUUCCAGAAUAAAAUAUAUUUGGAUCUACGUGCUUUUUAAAGCCUUCAAUUUUUGUUAUGCUUAUUCUGAUAGGUGCAACAGGUUCUCCAGAACGGUUAUUUCAGCAUUAGAUAUAAAAUUGCCCGAGUCUGUAUCAUCUAUCCUUUGAAGGGAAUACCUGAGGACUUGUGUUAGAGAUGACGACUAUGUCCUCUAUAUGAUAUAGUCUAGCAUAAUGUGGUGUUUAAACUUAUGUCCUCUGUCACUUGUGUUGUCUUUUACUCUGUUUAUCUUUAUAAAGAAUCCUAGUUUUUUGCUUGGGCAGUCCUGAUGAUUGGGAGUCGUUCCUCCAUUACUUAGCCUGUUUGCUGGAGGAGCAAGACAUGAGUAGUCUCACAGAGACUAUCACUGGCCCAGUUGGCUUUAAAGGCACUGACGUUCGCAAGCACUGUCAUUUUCCUGAGGAUUUGGUAAGUUUUAUUUGAUAAGCACUUGUAAAAGUUCUGUUGUCAUGUUCCAGUGAAGGUUGACACUAUCAAAUUGAUUUACAGUUUGAAGAACGUGUAUCGAGUGCAUUGUCCUUUGUACAGAAGUUGCAGAGGGAGGUGGAUGGUGACUCUGUAAGAUGCCCAUACUUGGCAGAUAUUGAAAUUGAAAAACGCCGGCGUUUAUAUGGAAGAGCAGACAAUGGAAGAUUAAUGCAUGCUUUACUGGAAUACUUUUGCAGGUUUUGUAAUUUUACUCUGAACUGGACUCACCUACUUUGUUCGAAAAUGUCCUUGAAAGAAAGUGCCUUCAGAUUCGUUUUUUAUCUUUUUUAUGAAAUGCUUAAUGAAUACGUCUCACUUAAUAUUAAAUAUAUAUUUAUAUUGGGCGCUACUUGCCACUAACUACUCGCUCGCUGGCUGCUCAGGCUCAUUGUUUCAAGUUCGUUAUCCUAACCAUCUGCGAAGAUUUUUUCCUUAGAAGACUUCCCCCAGAUCAUGUGGUUCUCUUCUUUUCUUAUGUAUGCAAGAACACCCCCCCAUCCCUUUGGAAACUAAAGGUCACAUUGUCUCCUUCAAACUUGAGUAACGGCGCUCUUAUCUUUAAGAGAUAACGUUGUUGGGCCGCACUUUUGUUCUUUGAAGCACUCUUAUUUUCACGGUUAUGUGGUAAUGCGGUAAUGCUUGAAAAAUUGAUUCUUGAUGUGCCACUCCAGCAAACAUCGUUACUGUCAUAUUCUUAUCUCCUAUGAAGACGGAGAGCUCUGGGAGGUAUUAUGAUCAAUAUCUCAUAUUAUAACAUCAUUUUGAUGAGAGAAAGCGAUGCUUUCUUUUUAGGCAUUCGCUUAAUGCGUCUCUAUUCUUUUAUUCGACUAUAGCAAGUAGUUAUCAAUAUCCAUGGUUAGCAUCCAUGUAUUCUACCCAUGUCCAGACAAUCCAACAAUCAAUACACCUUCCCUGAGUUCUGAUUGCUAACUUUCAAGCGGCAUUAGAAUUGAAAUUACAUUUUUUCAGAUAACUUUGGAAAAUGAGCUAUUUUUUUUCCCUCUCUACUUCAUUUUAGAUUUCUCUUCUCUCUGCAAUUGCUUGGAAUGAUUUACUGCAUAUUUUGAGAUUUCACUGAUAUAAACAUCUUUUUUUUUUCUCUAUACAGAUUUUAGUAUGAUCAGCUAUUUUUGUAUGCAUAUUAUUUGUCUAGAUAUCAGCGUGGGGAUCUCUCUUUCAUGCAUCAUCUUGGAACGUUACAAUAUCUGGUGUCAAGUCUGAUUUUUCCCCUGCCCAACAGGUUCAGUCACUUGUCUUGCUUCGCAUCAGAUGUGGAAAUAUUCUUGGAUGUCUUAACUCAUGAAGAAAGAAAGGAACUGUUGGAAAAGUUCAUGAAAAUUAUUGAUUCUCUGUCAGUUACACCCUUACAAACAUUGGGCCAAGCUGUGACCAUUUUUCGAAUCAAAGAACUUUUCGGCUUAACUUUCAAGCUCACAGUUAGCGGUAAGAUUUCGUUAUAUAAAGUAGCAUCUCAUUUUUUCAGAGUUGAAUUUAUAGACUCCCUAUCACCUGCUUCCAUUUGAGCUUGUAAACAUCAUAUUCCUCUUUUGAAACACUGGAAGAUAAUAAUGCCCGUUAGCAAGCGCUCAUUUGAGUCAUCUAUGGACGUGUCAUAGUCUUCCCCGGCACCUUUGAAGGGCUUUUGUACCUUGUUACUGUUUUUCCUUUAAAUUCUCUGAUAGAGACGUUUGAGACGCACUAUCUUCAUUUCCUUCAAAAAUAUAACUAUUACCAUUUUCAUUUUAGCUGUUCCUUUGAUCUGAAUGGCUCCAUCUAAUUGGCCAGAAGCCAUAACAUAACUCAAAAUACUAUAUUUUUUAGAAUUUGAAAGUAGAUAUGGUCUCGUUGCUUGUUUGAGCUGUUAUAUUGUCUGGAAAGACAAGAUUGCCAUCUGUCAUUUACUCUAUUUUGGCUUCUGAGAACUAGAAGAUGGUCCAUUUUCUCAUUUUAGUCGACAUAGAGUUUCUCUUUAUUUUAUGUUAUUUAUUCUCACUUAGUUUAAUGUGGCUUGCUUACACAGCACUAUUUUUUUGCAGAACUCAAAGAUGCUUCCUUACAUUUGGUGGACAUGUAUUGCAAAAAGCUUUAUUUUUCCAAGGACCUAGAUCCUCAGGAAAAUGUACAUGGUGAGGAAUUUCUGUCGAUGGCAUCCAAUGCACUCGUUCAGGUAUCUUAUUGUGUUAUUAAUUUGAUUUAUUAGUUCAUUGUCUGAUGACUGUUGCUGACUCUCUAGCAAUUUUAUUUUUUUCAGAGGAUUUAAAUUUUAGUGCAAUGUCACCUCUUGGUUACCAAAAAUAUGGAUUCCCAUCAUAUGAUAUUCGUGGGACUAUGAAAUAUGAGCAUGUCCUGUAUCCACCGGGUGCCUCAUGUAGUUGAUGUACUCUGUUUGAGUUGUGAAAUAUUGCCAAGAAAGGCAACAAUUAGAAAUAUACUUUCGUGUUUUCAACUGAUCGAUUUUUCAACUUUAGGCCCUUUGUCUAUGUUCAAAUUCUUAAUGUUGAGCAAGAGGUUUUCCAUGAUAUAGUCAUGUAGAAUUCUUCAUUGAAGUUGACAUCAUACCAACAAAAGAAAUCAUUUUUUUUUCCGAUAUUUCAAUGUACAGUUGCGAAUUGUUCAUUGUGCAUUAUUCGCCAGUUUUUUAGUUUGUUGAGGUGUCCUUUAAGUUUGUUUUGUAUUAUGCAUAGUAUUUUUCAUAUCAUCUCGUCAGUAUGAAGUUUUGAAUUCUGUACGCAAAAAACGCGCUAUUUUAGCUACAAUAAUUUGAAAUUUUCAUUGGAGUAUCAAAGAAAUGUAUUUCAAGAUUUUAUAUCUAUUUCCUGUUGUAACUUUAAAAGAAUGUCGCUUAUUCAGUGAAAUAUGAAAGAACCAAGCAAAUUUUUUAGGCUCCUAGUGGACAACAGAAACGCUAACGUUAGGAUAAUACUAGAGACUGUCGAAGGUCCUUAGUUUUGGCAAACUAAGCUUGUAUAACGGAUGCUCUUCUUGAGGGGCUCCAAGGUUUUGGCAAUUUUCAGCGAUUAUUUGCCUAGGUUGAAAGAAGUUAAGGGAUACCCAGACAGUAACAUUUAUGUGUUCUUCGUCAGAUUACACUACACGUCUAGCAAUUUCGAAAAAUGAAGCAAAGAGCUGUAGUUUUGCGUAGGUGUAAUAUAGAGGGUACUCUAACUUGACAGGGGCUGCAGAAAUCUUUGACAUUGUAAGAUCCAGAAAAGAGGACUUUCCUCUAUUUAUGAAAGAUAUGUUCGUAAAGAUUAAAACUCAUCUAGCCCGUUGAUGCUUGAAACGUUUUAGCACUAUGGACCAUUGAUUUUGUGUUCUCCUCGCGGGUAUGACUGCGAUGUCGUUGAUCCUUGCAAAAUAGGUAAGUGAACUAUCUCUUUUAUUCAUUUUAUGAGUAACUGAUUUAUGAUGGUUUACAGCCCAUGUUGAUUUCUUCCCCCCUCUGAUAAUAAUCAGGCCGUUGGUCUUGACCAGAACGGUUUGCUGUCUGUUUUGUAUAGUUGCACGUCUUUUAGUUCCGUAUAGUGAAAGCAGUAAGGGUGAAUGUGUUUUUGUAGCGCCAUUUCUAUUCCAUAUGCUGUUGUCAGUAUCAUAUGCAAUGCGACCUAUAUAUUUUAACCUUUUAGGAACUUUUACCUUUCGUAUUAAUCUGGUUUGUCUCGGUCUUACAUAAUUUUUGAGGUAUAUUGGCAAAUCCGUUAGGUCAUAAUUUCACGAUAAAGUCUUGGCUUGUUGACUUUCCCUUCUGAUUGCCUAUAGUUAUUCUGGCGCACUGGGCACAGAGGUUACUUGCUGGAGGCCAUCAUGGUUUUGGAAUUUGGCUUAACCAUCCGAAGGUCAGCCCAGAAACCAAUUCCAUCAUCUUUUUUACUUGACUACGGACAUGCAUAAUUUCUAGUUUUGGUAUAAUCUGUUAUUCAUCCUCGGCCUCUCGCAAUAAAGAUUUUGUGCUUAUAUUUAUGAUUUUUCUAAAGAAGCCGAUGCCGUGUUCAGCAGCCCCCGUCUCAGUAAUUUCACUGUCAGUAAUCAUGAUGAUGUGAGAUUGCCGUUAGGUAGGCAACAGGCAAUGAAAUUUUGCAGGCGAGAUUUAUUUUAAAAAAAAGAAUUUCCCACCACGACUCAACUGUGCAAAUAACUUGUGAUUUACUUUUUACUGUGGAGCUUGAGGGUUUAUUGUCGGCAUUAUAAUAUAUAGGAGGUGUCAUGGCGUUUCUCUGAGAAUAGCUCUGGUUUUUGUCUUUUUCUUCUCCUUUUUUGGCGGGAGAAUGUGGGGGGGGGGUUGGGAUUACUGUCGACAUGGGAAACAACCUUUUUGCUGAAAGCCAAGAAUCCAAUGUCGCUUAAUUAAUGAUGACACUGAUGAUUCAUUGCAGUAUCAAUUGUAUUUUUUAACUGUCCAAUCAGCUUGCUAACAUGUAAUUUUUGGUUGGGGCUUAGUCUUUCAAGUCCUGCACAAGGUUACUUUAUCAGCAUGGUGCUUCAUUAAUGUUGAUCAUAGGCAUGAGAUUCAUCAAAGAAAUAUCCUUUCAGUACUGCUGAUGAGACCAGCAGAUGGACUAUCAUGAAAGUUCGUCUUUGGUGGUAUGUUUAAGCCAACCAUUGGUACAAUGGUUCCACUGAGGAAAGGGGGGGGGGGAGGUGGUCCUCCGUGGAGAAAGACCCGGAUCUUAGGAACAUUGGUGGAGCUGCUGAAUGAGCUGUCCUCGGGUAUCUAAAUGGCAUGCCGGACUAAAUGAGAUGGAGGAAAACUCUCUACCCGGACUAAAUGGCCGAGGUGUUAAAUUGACCAUAUAUCCCUAAAUAUUUGUGUUUUUUAAACAUUUCCACAAUUGUUUUACUUUCAGAUGAAAGAUUAACGGGGUCUAUAUUUCUGCCCUUUUACUGAAUUGUAAAUGCUAUUUCUUACGAGCCCAUUUCUGUUUGGCAGACAUGUCUGGCAGUACAAGAUCCUUUUGCUGCACCUAUAUUCUUACUUGGGAGCUUUACCCUUGGCAUAUGAGCGGUAUGGGGAUUUUCGCUAUUUAUUUCUACCAUUUUUUAGACAUAACUUCAUUUUUUGUGUCUCCUUUACUGCUCUAAGGGGUUGCUUUCUUUUCAAGGUAUGGGGCUCUCGAGAUAAAGAAUAUCCUACUGGAAACAGUCUCCCACCAUAUUUUACCACAGAUGUUGAAGUCGUCCCUUUGGCCUGAACUAUCCGUUCUCAUGAGGGAGUAUCUCAAGUUUAUGGACGACUAUAUGAGGGAGGCUGCCGAUCUUACCUUUGUUGCUUACCGUCAUCGUAAUUAUUCAAAGGUAAACGCUGGCUGGAUUUGUCCUAGUAGGAAAAAAAAAAAAAAAAAAAAAAAAAACCUGGUCAGACAGCUCUAAUCGCCUUUAGGCCUUUCAUUUCAUACGCAAUUGCCUCAAGUUUUUUAGGCAAAAAUACGUAAAAGCUCUACACAGCAACUAUUUUAUGGGUUGACAAAUUCCUAGUGCUAUUUUUCUUUAAAAAUACGGGGAGUAUAUUACUGGAUUACAGAUUUUUCCUUGUAAUGUGCGGAAUUAUUUCAGGCAGUUGAGUUCGUUCUCUUCAAGGAGAAGUUGCAAAACUCCGCCCAGUAUCUGACGGUGAAGAUCGAAACCUCCAUUCUACAGCUGAAGCAGAAGGCAGAUAAUCUCGAAGAAGUGGAGGUGAAGCACACUCAUCUUCCUUAUGCUCUUAUUUAUUCCUCAAACUGAGAUCAUCGAUCCAUCGUUCUAUGCCAUCUUCCAGAGUACUCUUGAGAACUCUGGAUUCGGAGUCAAGCUUCUUCAACUGUCUUGUGAGGAGAAACUCAAGUCCUUGACAUUCAAUGAAGAUUUGGGGUCGCGACCUUGGUGGUCCCCGUCCCCAGAAGUCAACCUCCUUCUCGGUCAGUUAUUCCUCUCCUCUCAUGUGGUCAGCGCGCGAUGUAUGUAUGCAUGCAUAUGGUUCCCCUUUAUGGACUUCCUCGUAGCCCAAUCUUUCAAUUGCUUGAGAUACCUCGUUUGGGGUGGAACCAUCAUCCCCAAGCAAUUCUCGCCUAUAACACCUCUAUCAUAUUGGAGAAAUUCUGACUUUUUUUUUUCUCCUUUUUUUAACAAUUCUCGCAGAACCUUGUGAUGGGAAUUACUGCCCCAGCAAGAAAUCGGUACGGAUAUUUCAUUCUGUAAUAAUAUCUGCCCCAGCGAGAAACUGCUGAGUUGCUAUUUAUCUCGUUCUUAUGGAUUGAUCAUACUCGAUUUAUUAUCCAGACCUUGUUCUCUCAUUUGUUCCUUUAUUUCUCUCUCCAUUGUCUCGUCUUGGACUCGCACCACCCCCGGCUUCGAUACCUCUCUCUCUCUCUCUCUCUCUCUCUCUCUCUCUCUCUCUCUCUCUCUCUCUCUCUCUCUCUCUCUCUCUCUCUCUCUCUCUCUCACUCACUCACUCAUCCCAGAACCCACCCAUUCUCUCAUUCCACCCCAGUGGAUGUCGGGUUUUCAAACGUUUUUCAAUUGCCUGACAGCCACUGAAUCCUUCCAUUUUUUAAUCCCAGCCUGCCCUAAAGGGUAAAAAGUGAUGAUGCAUCAUCCAGUUGUUUUAUGCCAGCCUCCAGGGAGAUGGUCUCUUCCCUUUUCUUAUUAGAAGAAACAGGCACUCUCUUUCUUUCUACCAAAGGAGGAAAUACUCUACUCAAACCAAUGCAUAGUAAGUAUACUCCAGGGAGUCCUACUGGGGAGGGCACCUUCAAAAAGGUCUCUUUUUGUUCCUUUUUUCCCUUUUUUUUUUGACAGGAAGAAAUAGAUCCCCCCCCCCCCCCCUUCUAACGAUGGAGAAAAUACUCAAUACAUCUCUGGCUCGAUAGCAAGGGGUCUUUUUAUCUUGGAGACAUUCUUCUUUUCAUGGUAGCAUAGCGCCAGUCGUCAGGAGUCAGAGAGGAGAGCUGCUGGGUCUCUUACCGCAUAACCCACCCAUCUUGUUCCAUGAAAAUCACCAGGCUGGAGAUAAGCAGGCCAUCGACCGGGAAGCCAUCAAGAGGAGGUCGCUGCUCCCUCGGCUGCUAUAUCUGUCCAUCCAGGCCGCCACCUCAGCAUCGUUCAAAGAAAACGCCGACGCCAAUGGCUCCUCCCACGGCGAUGACAAAGAGCACAACUCCUCGGAGCUGGAAUCCCUGUUAGAGCAGUACUCGGCCACCCUCGGUUAUCCCAGUUUCAGGGAGGCGGCCAAAGCGAUCGCCGCAGUUUCAGAGGAUCAGAGCUCCCCCUCCCUUGAGGUUGGUAGUCCAACAAACAGCCCCUCCCCCCAUGAAAUUGAUGAGAAAUUUGUUUUUUUUCUUUCCGAGCCCUUUCGAUUAUCUCCAGUAGUAAUUGAUGAGUUUUCCGAUUUAUUCCCAUGGGGAGCAGGUUCUGGCUUCGGAAGUGCCCAGCUGGUUGACCUUCGCCGUCUUCCUCAACGCGCAGAAUCUCUGCCGCCGCUCUCCCCAGGAAGAAUUCAUCGGCGGCGGGGUGACGUGGACCACCGUCGAUAAUCUGAUUCGGAAAUGUGUCAGAGAGAGCCUGGCUUUGGCUUCCUCCGAGGAGGCGACAUCUCCGUUGACCUGCCCGGCCUUUGACCUGCCGCUACUGGUGCAGCUCAUCACGGAAGCUUGUUCUUGGCAUGCCCUCAUAAUCCAGGCCUGCCUGAGGUCGUUGCUCCCCUCUUCCGGUAAGAAGAAAAAGAAGACCGGCGCAGUGGACCCACCGACCGCCACCUCGGCAUCCCGCGCCAUCCCGCUCCGGGCCUCAAUCGACUCUCUGAGCGCUGCUGUGGACGAGAUCAGGCGGUGGCUGGAACUCCAGCUUAGCGCUCCGCUGGACGACAGCGUGGACGCCCUGCUAGCCCUUGUCCGGGGUGGAGGCCCGGUGGGACCCGGCCCGGUCUUCCAGCUGGUGGAGGAGUUCGCUUCGGGUGGAGACCCCGAAGCAGGGGAGAGGAUCUCCCGAGCCUUGCGGUCAUGGGAUUCUGCCGACGUGUUGAGGAAGUUUGUUCAGGGGCGGCGCAAGGCGUUGACCGAGUUUCACCAGAUGUGCGGGUUGAAGUUGAGAUUUUUGGACUCCCUCAGAGCGUCGGUCCAGGGCCUGUGA